AUGCAUGACGAUUUUGUCCGCACAGGUUGUGUAUUCAGUAAAACGGUGUGCAAGCCGGAUAUCGAAGUCUGCUACGACGACAACGCGUUCGGAAGAUGCUUGAGGCUCGACGAGGACCUGUCGGAGAAAGACUCGUACCAAUACGAGAUGACACCGGAGGAGCUGGACCUGCUUCGUGUGGAGCUCGAGAGGCUCGAGUACCUCGGCUACAAGUGGUCCGACGAUUACACCCAGUGCGCCAUGCAGGUGCUCCUCGACGACGUGCGUUACAGGACCAACAGCGACGUCGAGGAGUUGUGCAGUGACCUCAGGCUGCGAGGCGACGUUCCGUACGACGAGGAAAACCAGCUCGUCGACAUCAGCGACAACACCGGCGGUCUAACGGUCGAGGAGCCACAGGCGGUGGUAAAGUUCACCCCGAGUCGGAUGGAACCGCACGGGGACUACGCCGAUGAGUUUUACUACCCGUCGGAAGUCGCGCAGCGAAUGGCCGAGGAGAGGAGGCGAAAAGAGGCGGCAGUGGGCUACGACGAUUACGACAAGCCGGCAUCGGGCUACUUUGGCAAAUUCAACGCGCCUGGUGAUCCCGUGGCCGCAGCGGCCUACCGGCGAGACUCGAGGUCCUUGAGGAAGCCGAGCCUGGGCCAAAUGGUGCAAGCCGAGGUCUACUCGAAGGAGAACUACCCGAUCCCCCGGGAGUACGUGGACGCGCUGCGCGACUACCUGGAGACCAGGACCACGAGCGGUGACGGAGAACCGGACGACCUGGAGUUCAUACCAGUGAACGACAAGAAGCCCCUCUCGAGCCUAAAUAACGACGACGACGACGAUGGAGAGGAGGAGGAGAACUACGAGAAGGCCUUCUCCAGGAAGUACAAGCAACCCAGUGACUUUCUCGGUCCCAGAGCCGACACGAGCGAUCAGGACGACGAUGACGAGGAGGAGGAGGAGGAGGACGACGUCAAGGAUUACGACGAAGGCCAUGUCGGCGAGCCGGUGGGUUAUUCCAAGCCGUUGGGGAGCGGGCGACGGCAGCAAUCGAAAGACUACGCAGAUUUUUCCUUCGAGGACUUUUUGUGGGGCCGCGACUCGAAAGGUUUCAAGAGGAGGGAGCGCCUGGACGUGAAGAAACCGGGUCCACUUUUCUCGACCAACAACUUUGCAUUCAAAACUCAGGCCCCACCAACUUCCCAUCUCGAGAGCAACGACGCCGGCGACGAGGGUCAAGAUGUUAAUCAAGUGAUGUACUCGCCGGUGAAAAAGGAGGUAAAGGACAAACUGGAAAGUUCGAUAUCGACGUCCUACGAGAACGUGGAUCUGGACCACGUGUAUGUACAAUUCAAGCAGGACAUCAAUUCCUGGCCCGAGGGAAACAAAAUUGUCCAAUCGGUGGGCGAGCUCAUCGGGUUGAAGCCGAGCGAAUUGAACGGGAUACGCGUGGGCCGAGCCGAGGUGACGUUCAAAGUGUCCAAGAACAGCAAAGGCUACAACGCCACGGACGUUGUUCGCAUGAUCGAUGGCAUCCGAGGCGAUUUGAAGAAACAACUCCAGGUGGACGUGAUCCGUGCGGGCAUCGGUGACAAGACAAAGCUGCCGGCAAUGCUGGACGUGUCGAGCGCGAGGCCCGAGGUGGCUCCCAGCAUGUUCGGCGCCUUGGUUGGGGCCAGUGUGGCAGCCGCGUGCGCCGCGGCCGUGGUGAUACUGUUCAUAGCGUGGCGGCACGCCAAGUCGCGGGCCAAGCUGGCCGGGCUGCGCACUCCAGAUCCCGAGGCGUCCAAGGACUACCAGGAGCUGUGCAGGGCUCGGAUGGCUGCCAAACAGCCGGACAAGCCGAGUGACUCACCCAAGGGCUUCGACUUUGGCCGGCUCAUCGAGUCCGGUAGGAGCGACAGCCGCUCGAGCACCUCCUCGUGGAGCGAGGAGCCACCCACCACCAACAUCGACGUUGCCACGGGCCAUCUCGUGCUCAGCUACAUGGAGGAGCACCUGAAGAACCAGGAGAGGCUGGACGAGGAGUGGGCGGCGCUUGUCGCGUACGAGCCCGAGCCGUGUUCGACGGCUGUGGCCGAAGGCAACGCGGAUCGCAACAGGGUGGGUGCGGCGCUUCCCUACGACCACUCCAGGGUCGUGCUUAACGAUUUGGCGAACCUCAAGAGCUCCGACUACAUCAACGCUUCGACCAUC
Molecule: messenger RNA, 2184 nt
Organism: Copidosoma floridanum
Lineage: Eukaryota; Metazoa; Arthropoda; Insecta; Hymenoptera; Encyrtidae
Gene: IA-2
Product: tyrosine phosphatase IA-2
Biological process (GO): protein dephosphorylation; regulation of secretion
Cellular component (GO): synapse; secretory granule
Molecular function (GO): protein tyrosine phosphatase activity
Source: RefSeq, a predicted model, not a curated record